GCCGAAAAGGCCGAAGACCUAUGAAUCCUUUGACCGCCGCUGCCGCCAGAGGUCACGUCGUGGGGUCAUCAUCACAGGAGGCACUUCCCCCAUCUCUUUGGAAAUCACUGUUCCCCAAUAUUCCCUCCUUCGUCUGCGGAAAAAGUAACGAGUUUUGCAGACCCGCCGCCCCGGAAAGGAAGUCGUCGCCUUCGGACUCCAACGCAGCUGCCCAACGGCAUCUCCACGGCUUACUCCUAGGAGGUGGCUGAUAUUCUUCUCUCGGACAAAUUCUCAAUCCGAAGCUCUCUUCCCCUUGCUUCUUCAUUCGAAAAUAGUGCUCUGCCCUCUUUUAGUAAAAAAGAGAAAGAACAGAGCAAACAUGGUUUCUGGAUUAAUUAACGCAAACCCAGUUGUCUAUGAGAAGAGGGAGAGGCGAGUUCGCAAUGUGACCAGUGAUGCAGAUGAAUACACGGUAUAGAACCCAUAGACCAGCAGGAAAUUUUUGAUAUCCUUUGGUUCGUAUAUAUUAUAUUUUGAUGUCAAUUAUUGUAGCUUCGGCCUUUAGAUAGGCAUGAUUUUACCUUUUCUUUUUCUCAAUCAUAUUGACAAAGUACCAAACCCAAGUGCUAACUUUUAGGUUGUAUUCAGAAGAAGGAAUCUAAAUGAGGGAUUUCAAUGAAGAAAGGAAUUUCAUAUGCCUUUUUGACCCUUUAUGUCAAAAUUGUUUUGGUAGUAUUACAAAAGCUUGUUAUUCUAAAAUACUACUUAAAAGCUGUUCUUUUUGAAAUUCCUUCCUUGUUCAUUUUCACCAAUCUCUUAACAUUCUUAAAUCAUAUUAGAGAUAUAAAGGAUCCAGAACAUCCCUAUUCUUUGGAGGAGCUCAAUGUAGUAACUGAAGAUGCAAUUGAAGUGGAUGACAAGAAUAGUUAUGUUAGGAUCACUUUUACACCAACUGUUGAUCAUGGUAGUAUGGCAACAGUUAUUGGUCUUUGUUUGCAGAUGAAGUUGAUGAGGAGUCUGUCCUCUCAUUACAAGUAAUGUUGUUUAGGUGGAUAUAAGGGUUGCGCCUGGAACUCAUGCCUUCUUAGUGGCAGUUAAUAAACAACUGAAUGACAAAGAACGUGUGGCAGCAGCGUUAGAAAAUCCAAACCUGGUGGAUAUGGUUGACGAAUGCCUAGCACCAACAUACGAUUGAAUGAGGAUGCACUUCUGCACUGCAGUUGGAAACAAAUACAUGUCUCAGAAUCAGCUGGGUUGAAGCAACUUGCAAUAUCACACUUGUGUGAUAUCCUCAUGCAUUCUCCUUUUCAACAUUGUUUCAUAUAUUUUGAAUGCUGGUCUACAUUUGUUAAGUUAUUUGUAGUUCUAUGCUUUCUCCGUUCUUUUAGGUUGGAAAUCUCUGGACAUGUUGUCAUCAGAAGUACAUUUGUACAACAGAUGAUAUAAAUAAAUAGAAUUUUGAACC
Rubroshorea leprosula is the source of this 1447-nucleotide messenger RNA. NCBI's taxonomy places the organism in Eukaryota, Viridiplantae, Streptophyta, Magnoliopsida, Malvales, Dipterocarpaceae. The record is from the annotation of a GenBank genome assembly.